GGAUCCCUAAUUGUAUUUGCAAAAAGAGUCAGCCUCCCUCUCGACUUCUCUCUCCCCCCCUCUGUUCUGCCGGAGGCGGCCCCUGCCGUCGGCGCCGGCGACGCUGCUGGCCUCCAGCACCCUUCCUUCUUCUUCUUCUUCUUUCUUUCUCUCUCGGUCUUCCUCUCUCUCUCUCUAUACCUCGGUUUCUCUCUCUCUCUCUGUUCUGAUUUCCGCCGGAGGCGGCCACUGCUGCCGGCGCCGGAGAUUCUAUAGCACCGCCGUCGCCCGUCAUAUCUCCGGUGGGGUCUCAAAUUCUAAAAGGGGUUGGAAACGUCAUCGAAAAGGACCGAGAAGUGUAGCCGGGUGUCACCAGCGCCGCCGCCGGAGGGCAGAAACUCCGUCCGAGAUUACGCAGAGUAUUUUCCCCCAAUUCGCGAACCCUACCUCCAUUUCUCCUGCGCGAAAACCUUCUCCAGCCUGCACGAAUUCCGCAACCGCCAUUGCUGCUCUUGCUCCUAUAGAAGAACCUCAACAAUGGAGUAUUUGCUGCCGACUCUGAGGAAGAAGCAAGAGGUCGAUUCUCUCAUCAGAGACACCUUAGACAAAGUCCUCGUCCUUCGGUUCGGUCUCUCUUCUGAUGCCGUCUGCCUCCAGCUCGACGACGUCCUGUAUAAAUCGGUGAAAGACGUGUCGAAAUUCGUGACGGUGGCACUAGUGGAUACAACGGAGGAGGAGAUUCAAGUUUAUCUCAAGUAUUUCGAUAUUACAUAUGUUCCCUCCAUCGUCUUCUUCUUCAAUGCUCAUCACAUGAAAAUGGAUUCCGGAAGUGCAGAUCACACUAAAUGGGUUGGUACAUUUCAGAGAAAGCAAGACUUUGUGGAUGUUGUGGAGGAACAUAUGGUCCAAGGAUGUAAAUCUAGCCUCUGUAAUUGCAGGCGAUAUACAGAGCGGCAAUGAAGGGCAAGCUGAUUGUAAACUGCCCGCUUCCCCCUGAGAGAAUACCAAAGUUUCAGUUGCUAUAUAAUGAUGUUUAGGAGGUUCAGUUGCAAAGGUUACCACAGCAGCAAUUCUCUGUUGUUGUGAUGCAAUAACACUUGCAUGGUAUUGUCUGUAAACAAUAGAGAAGUAUAUCGAAGACCUAUUGAAUUAACAUUGCUUAUUUCGUUCUAACAUUUAACUUUCUUGUCUGUAAGUUGGGAAGAACAUAUAUUCUAAGGUGUACUUUCACUUUC
Molecule: messenger RNA, 1214 nt
Organism: Salvia splendens (bonfire salvia)
Lineage: Eukaryota; Viridiplantae; Streptophyta; Magnoliopsida; Lamiales; Lamiaceae
Product: thioredoxin-like protein 4B
Exons: 7
Coding region: 517-939 (140 amino acids)
Biological process (GO): mRNA splicing, via spliceosome
Cellular component (GO): U4/U6 x U5 tri-snRNP complex; U5 snRNP; spliceosomal complex
Source: RefSeq, a predicted model, not a curated record